AUUCAAAUAUGACAUUAUCAGCUAUUUUGAACAAAUGACUGAAUAUGAAUUUUGCAAAAGUUUUAGURUUAUAGGCAGCUCAAUUGCAAGAUGUUGGUAUCGUUUAUGUAGUGGAUUGCAUUUUGUAUUUGUUAUUUUAUUGUGGUCCAAGUUGUUUGGGUCUAAUCAGACAUUAGCCACUCGACCACUUCGUCAACCAAGGAUGGCUGCAAAAACUCCUCAUUCUUCAAAUUCAGUUGAYGGUGAUCGCAGAAAUACUCCACCAAGCGUAAGGGACAUAAGACAACACAACAAGAAUGCUUAUGAAUAUAUUACUAAAGCUUUAGCGAUUGAUGAAGGAGAAGGUAAUUUAGAAAGCAAGAAAAGAGCUGUUGACUUUUAUCAGAAAGGAAUAAAGGAAUUAGAGGCUGGAUURGAUAUUGGGUGCACAGGAAWAGGAGAGGAAUAUGAUAGAACAAGAAGACUUCAAGAGAAGAUGGAAGGCUCACUUGAUAAUGCUCAGGCCAGGGUGGAUGAAUUAGUGUGUUUACUGGUUUCUGCUGGCAUGAUGGAAGAUGAGUCACAAUCUAAAAAGACAGCAGUAUCUUCACAAAACAAAAMCAAAACAAAGCCAAAAAUCACUCCAAGCUCAUCAGGUAGUUCUUCAUCUAGAACAAGAAAAGGACCACCAUCAUCUUCUUCAUCAUCUUCAAAUUCUUCAACAAACAAUGGUCCAGUUAGUAAAGUUCCUGCAAGUCGACCAAGAAAAACUGUUCCAAGAACUACUGGUCCACGAACCAAUCUUCCAUCCAGUUCAAGAGGAAGCUCACAAAUUUCUGCAGAUCAGGCUAAGCAAAAUAGAUUAGCAGAACAAAAAAGGAAAAUAUCACAUCUUAAAGGMAUUGAAUCCAAAUUUGCAAAUGUCAUUAUGGAUGAAGUACUUGAAAGUGGUCCUGCAGUGUUUUUCAGUGAUAUUGCUGGAGCUGAUAUAGCAAAGAAAACGCUCAAAGAGAUAGUUAUUCUACCAUCUCUCAACCCAGAGCUAUUUACAGGGCUAAGGGCACCAGCACGUGGCUUGUUGUUGUUUGGUCCACCAGGCAAUGGAAAGACAAUGUUGGCCAAAGCUGUAGCAAGUGARGCAAAAGCAACAUUUUUCAAUAUUAGUGCUGCUACGCUUACAUCAAAAUGGGUUGGUGAAGGGGAAAAACUAGUACGUGCAUUGUUUGCCGUAGCAAGAGAGUUACAACCAAGUAUUAUAUUUAUAGAUGAAGUAGACUCACUAUUAACAGAAAGACGAGAAGGAGAACAAGAGCACAGUCGAAGACUUAAAACAGAGUUUCUUGUUUCAUUUGACGGAGUGAUAGCAGACCCUGAUGAGCGUAUUCUAGUAAUGGGUGCCACGAAUCGUCCUCAAGAACUAGAUGAUGCCGCACUAAGGCGUUUAGUCAAACGAGUAUACAUAUCUCUUCCAGAAAAACAAACAAGACAGAUUCUUCUUUCAAAACUUCUAAGUAAGCACAGUAAUCCACUGAGUUCUCAAGAAUUAGAGAGAUUAGCAAGGCUGACMGAGGGAUAUUCUGGUAGUGAUCUUACAGCUUUAGCAAAAGAUGCAGCUCUUGGGCCAAUCAGAGACCUGAAAAUGGAUCAGCUAACCAAAAUGUCUGUCAAUCAAGUACGCGAUAUCACUCUUCAAGAUUUCAUAAACUCUCUACGAAUGAUAAGAGCAAGUGUUUCACCUGACACGCUACAGACCUAUGAACAAUGGAACAGAGAUUACGGCAGCAGUGUUUGAUUCCUGAAUCAUUAAAUUAUUU
Exaiptasia diaphana is the source of this 1793-nucleotide messenger RNA. RefSeq names its product spastin. NCBI's taxonomy places the organism in Eukaryota, Metazoa, Cnidaria, Anthozoa, Actiniaria, Aiptasiidae. The coding region runs from base 35 to 1771 and encodes 578 amino acids. Gene Ontology annotation, molecular function: ATP binding; microtubule severing ATPase activity; ATP hydrolysis activity. The transcript has 16 exons. The record is from RefSeq and is a predicted model, not a curated record. Gene Ontology annotation, cellular component: microtubule cytoskeleton.